UUGAUAAUUCAGUAUGGGCUGGUAUGGGAAAGGGUAAGCGAAGGAUGGAAUUUCUGGGAUAUUUGAUAAUCUUCCAUUUAGAUCAAUUUAGUGCUCUCAACAAGUCUAUAUUGAGCUGGUGCUUAUUUUUCUGCUUUUAAAAUUUUGUAAAUAUCACGUUUGCGUCUACAACAUUUUAGGCAACAUCUAAUUUAUAAAUUACCUUUUAAUUAUCAAUAUAAGUGUCAUACAAUAUUGUUAAAAUGAGUAAUCAAAAGACAGUGCCAACUUCAAUAAACUUCCUUUUUGGGGGAACAGCAGGAAUGGCUGCAACAUGUGUUGUUCAACCAUUAGAUUUAAUAAAAAAUCGAAUGCAACUAAGUGGUACUAAGACAUCGACGAUAAAUGUAAUAUCUUCAAUCUUAAAAAAUGAGGGUGCUUUAGCUUUAUAUGCAGGCUUAUCUGCUGGUUUAUUGCGUCAAGCUUCAUAUACAACUACAAGACUUGGUACAUAUGAAUGGCUAUCACAAUUAAUUUCAAAAGACAGCCAACCAAAUUUUAUAAUGAAAGUAUUGAUAGGUUGUACUGCUGGUUGUGUAGGAGCAUUUGUCGGUACUCCAGCUGAAGUUGCCUUAAUUAGAAUGACUGCCGAUGGUAGACUACCUAUUGCUGAGAGACGCAAUUAUAAAAAUGCAUUUAACGCAUUAGUUCGAAUAGUCAAAGAGGAGGGCUUUUUAGCAUUGUGGAGAGGUACCAUUCCAACAAUGGGAAGGGCUAUGGUUGUAAAUGCAGCUCAAUUGGCAUCAUAUUCUCAGUCUAAAGAAAUGUUACUUAACACUGGAUAUUUUGAAAACAAUAUUACAUUACAUUUUGUAAGUUCUAUGAUAUCAGGUUUAGUAACUACCGCUGCCUCUAUGCCAGUUGAUAUUGCUAAAACAAGGAUUCAAAAUAUGAAAAUUGUGGAUGGUAAACCAGAAUUUAAAGGUGCAAUAGAUGUUAUAAUUCAGGUGUGCCGAAAUGAAGGAAUAUUUUCAUUGUGGAAAGGUUUCUUUCCUUAUUAUGCUCGUCUAGGUCCACAUACUGUCUUGACAUUUGUUUUUGUAGAACAAAUGCGUGAUUUUUACAGAACAUAUGAUGCACUUUAAUACACAAGCAUGCAGUAAAUUUUCAAAAUGUCUAAGCAGCAUUUUUGCCAAUAUUUUGUUUUAUAUCUAACCUUUUCCAAGUUAUAUGCUUAGACUGAAUGUUCACUCUUUCAAUAUAGCUUUUGUUUGUGUAUUAAUAUUUGAUAGACAUUAUUCAUGUAUUCGUAUAUAAUGCACGCACAAUAAUAAUUUUAUAUUUUAAA
Molecule: messenger RNA, 1327 nt
Organism: Bombus terrestris (buff-tailed bumblebee)
Lineage: Eukaryota; Metazoa; Arthropoda; Insecta; Hymenoptera; Apidae
Product: mitochondrial 2-oxoglutarate/malate carrier protein
Exons: 6
Coding region: 243-1124 (293 amino acids)
Biological process (GO): phosphate ion transmembrane transport; oxaloacetate transport; succinate transmembrane transport
Molecular function (GO): thiosulfate transmembrane transporter activity; antiporter activity; malate transmembrane transporter activity
Source: RefSeq, a predicted model, not a curated record